This is a messenger RNA of Brugia pahangi, 441 nucleotides long. Lineage: Eukaryota; Metazoa; Nematoda; Chromadorea; Rhabditida; Onchocercidae. The record is from the annotation of a GenBank genome assembly.
AUGAUAAUGCCGACUUCAGCAACAUCCUCUACGACAUCAGAAUCAACAACAACGGUAACAACUUCAACAGCGUCCUCUACGACAUCAGAAUCAACAACAACGGUAACAACUUCAACAGCGUCCUCUACGACAUCAGAAUCAACAACAACGGUAACAACUUCAACAGCGUCCUCUACGACAUCAGAAUCAACAACAUCAGUAACAACUUCAACAGCGUCCUCUACGACAUCAGAAUCAACAACAUCAGUAACAACUUCAACAGCGUCCUCUACGACAUCAGAAUCAACAACAUCAGUAACAACUUCAACAGCGUCUUCUACGACAUCAGAAUCAACAACAUCAGUCAACAGCGUCUUCUACGACAUCAGAAUCAACAACAUCAGUAAACUUCAACAGCGUCCUCUACGACAUCAGAAUCAACAACAACUGCAACUACUGUAA